AGCCAUUAAGAAAGCGACUCGCCUUGCUCAAGAUAGAUAGGUAUGGAACCCUUGACCAUCGUAGGUGCCUUGCCAGUGAGGAUUAGGGUUUACCAGAACGAGAGCUUCACUGCGCGGCGGCGGCGGCGGCGGCGCUGCUGUAGCGGCAACACGGGAGGCUCUCUACGUCGCAUCCUUCGCUGCAUCGCGACGAUGGCCAGCGAUGGCGCCGAGAAGAAGAUGAGCACCGAGCGGCGUGACAAGCUGCUGGGUAUCGAGAAGAUUAUCCAGAAGCGAUGGGAGGACGCCAAGAUCUUCGAGGUCGAUGCGAGCGACGAGCCGCCCAAGCCCGGUGAGAAAUAUUUCGGGAAUUUUCCAUACCCCUACAUGAAUGGGGCGCUUCACUUGGGCCACGCGUUCUCGCUCUCCAAGCUAGAGUUCUCCGCGGCGUUCCAGAGGCUUUGUGGCACGAAGGUGCUGCUGCCAAUGGGAUUUCACUGCACAGGGAUGCCGAUCAAGGCUUGUGCCGAUAAGCUGGUCCGCGAGAGCGAAGAAUUUGGGUGUCCUCCAGUGUUUCCUACAGAGGUGACGGACGACGCUCCAGCAGAAGCUCCAGCUCCAGUUGCGAACAAAGAAGAGGCCACUCAAGAGGUUCCAGUGGAGGUGAAGUUCAAAGCAAAGAAAAGCAAGGCUGUGGCGAAGUCCGGUGCUUCCAAGUAUCAGUGGACGAUCAUGAGGUCUUUGGGUCUGGAGGACGAUGAGAUUGCCAAGUUCCGGGAUCCACUCUACUGGCUGGAGUAUUUUCCGCCCAUCGCCAAGAACGACUUGAAGUUCUUCGGCCUGAGCUGUGACUGGAGACGCUCUUUCAUCACCACAGAGGCGAAUCCUUACUACGACUCUUUCGUAAGGUGGCAGUUUGAGCACUUGCGUGAGAAGAAGAAGGUGGGCAAGGAUUUGCGGUAUGCCAUCUAUUCUCCUCUGGACAGGCAGCCUUGUGCCGACCACGAUCGAGCUUCCGGUGAGGGUGUGGCUCCUCAAGAGUACGUCCUUAUCAAAAUGGAGGUCCAGCCUCCUUUCACAGGGAAACUCAAGGCUUUGGAAGGGAAGAAGGUCUUCUUGGCAGCUGCCACCUUGAGGCCGGAGACCAUGUAUGGCCAAACAAAUGCAUGGGUUCUGGCAGACGGUGACUACGGUGCUUAUGAAGUCAGCGAGACGGAAGUUUUCGUGGUGACGGCUCGGGCUGCCUUGAACAUGGCUUAUCAGAACUUGUCACGGGUUCCGCAGCAACCGACGUGCCUGGUGGAACUCAAGGGACAGGACUUGAUCGGUUUGGCGGUGGUUUCUCCGCUUGCAAAGAAUCCAGUGGUUUACGUGCUGCCGAUGCUGACCAUCAAGACGGACAAAGGUACUGGAGUUGUGACGAGUGUGCCAAGCGACUCUCCCGACGACUACAUGGCACUCUCGGAUUUGAAGUCGAAGCCUGGGCUGCGGGCGAAGUUUAACGUCCGAGACGAGUGGGUGCUACCUUUCGAAGUCAUUCCCAUCAUCAACAUUCCGGAAUUCGGGGACAAGUCGGCGGAAGCGGUCUGCAUCAGCAUGAAGAUCAAGAGCCAGAACAACCGGGAUGAUCUGGAAGCUGCAAAGAAGAUGACGUACUUGAAGGGGUUCACAGACGGGAAGAUGCUGGUGGGUGACUAUGCCGGAAUGAAAGUCCAGGAGGCGAAGCCGCUGAUCAAGAAGUUGCUGGUGGAGUCAGGCCAAGCUAUUAUCUAUAGCGAGCCCGAAAAGAAAGUGAUAUCGAGGUCAGGAGACGAGUGUGUGGUGGCCUUGACGGACCAGUGGUACUUACAGUAUGGUGAGGAGGAAUGGAAGUCACAGGCGGAAAAAUGCCUGACGCAGAUGGAGCUCUACAGCGACGAAACGAGGCGCUUGUUCGAGCACGCUCUUGGAUGGCUGAACCAAUGGGCCUGCUCGCGUUCUUUCGGGCUGGGCACAAAGUUUCCUUGGGACCAGGACUUUUUGAUCGAGUCUCUGUCGGAUUCAACCAUCUACAUGGCGUACUACACGGUGGCACAUAUCUUACAGGAGGGGGACUUGUAUGGCAAAGGUGAUCAUGCUGUGAAGCCCGAGCAGAUGACGAGGAAAGUCUGGGACUUCGUGUUUGGCAUGGGACCUCUUCCAGAGAGCGAGAUUCCGGUUGAAACUCUGCAGAGGAUGAAGAAAGAGUUUGAUUACUGGUAUCCGUUCGACUUGCGCGUCUCUGGGAAGGAUCUCAUCCAGAACCACCUGACUUUUAGCAUCUACAAUCACACCGCCAUGUUCCCGGAGGAGAGGUGGCCUCGUUCGUUCCGGUGCAAUGGUUUCCUGCUGCUGAACGGGGAGAAGAUGGCCAAGUCGACUGGGAACUUCCUCACCAUUCGGGACGCUGUGAAUGACUUCUCGGCAGAUGCAACGAGGUUCGGCCUGGCGGACGCUGGAGACUCGGUCGACGAUGCAAACUUCGUCAAGCUGACGGCAAACUCCGCCAUCCUGCGCCUGACGAAGGAGAUGGCCUGGAUGAGCGACGAGCUCAUUGCUGCUGAAAAGGAUCUGAGGAAGGGACCCCCUACUACAUUCGCGGACCGCGUGUUUGAGAACGAGAUCAACAUUGCUAUCAACCAGACAGAGAAGAACUACAAAGCUCUGAUGUUCCGUGAGGCGCUCAAGUCGGGUUUCUACGAUCUCCAGAUCGCCAGGGACGAGUACCGGCUGGCGUGCUCCUCCUCGGGCAUGAACAGGGACUUGAUCUUCAGGUUCGCGGACGUCCAGACUCGGCUACUGACUCCAAUUUGUCCGCACUACGCCGAGUAUGUCCGAUCGGAGAUCUUUCACCAGGAAGGAUUUGCAGUGACGGCAGGCUGGCCGGCCUCAGGAACUCCCGACUUGACCCUUCAGAGAGCGAACAAGUUCUUCCAGUCCAUCCUUGCCGACUUCCGGAAGGCCUUGCAGAAGCACCUGGCCGGCUCGAAAAAGGCCAAGAAGGGACAAGCAGCAGCGCCUCCAACAGCGCCGGCUCCACUGGCGGGCUUGAUCUACGUAGCCGAGAAGUACGAAGGCUGGAAGGAGGAGUCCCUGAAGAUUCUCCAGUCGUGCUACGACAGCGGCAGCAAGACGUUCACUCCGGACGCGGAGAUCUUGGCCCGGCUGCGCGAGAGCUCGGUGGGACAGUCCGGGGACUUCAAGCAGAUCCAGAAGAAGUGCAUGCCGUUCGUCAAGUUCAAGAAGGACGAGACGCUGUCGGUCGGGCCGCAGGCGCUGGAGCUGCGGCUGCCAUUCGACGAGCGAUGGGUGUUUGAGGAGAACUUGGAGCUGAUCAAGGCGCAGCUGGGGCUGGAGAGCGUGAUGGUGGUGCCGGUUUCGUCCUCGUCCUCGUCCUCGUCCUCGGGCGAGAUCGCUGCCGCUGCUGCUGCUCAGGCCGCGUCUCCGGGAAAUCCAGUGAUUGUUUUCGUCACAGUUCCAGAGAUGGUCGCAGCUCUCGCGUCGAAUGGAGUGGCUCAAGUCACCUUCUCUUAGGAACUCCAGCUCUUUUGUUCGCCGUCAUCCUUUUCAGCCUCCGGAUUAUCCAAGAAGAAGACAUUUUACUUUCUGAAAUUUAAAAAUGAACUCAAAUGAGUAAGCUCAUCCAGUAAUAAUUCAGCCAACCAAGCUAGAAAGAAGUUAA
Selaginella moellendorffii is the source of this 3679-nucleotide messenger RNA. Its product is annotated as leucine--tRNA ligase, cytoplasmic. The record is from RefSeq and is a predicted model, not a curated record. Lineage: Eukaryota; Viridiplantae; Streptophyta; Lycopodiopsida; Selaginellales; Selaginellaceae. Bases 43 to 3531 code for a protein of 1162 amino acids. Gene Ontology annotation, molecular function: ATP binding; leucine-tRNA ligase activity; aminoacyl-tRNA deacylase activity. The transcript is spliced from 2 exons. Gene Ontology annotation, biological process: leucyl-tRNA aminoacylation.